GUUUUCAACUAUCAAUAGUAUACCAGGUCUAAGCCGCAUAUCUGCUUUAUUGUUUACUUCGUUGUAUUUAUGUUUUUGUGAAUUUCGAUAGCCCUAAACUUUUCACUAACAGCGUUUUAAUGCAAAUUUGAAUCGUUGAAAUAAUGUAACAAGGGAAAACACAAUUAUAUUUAGUAUUUUCUUAAUAAUGGCCGCAAAAUCGCAGAAAAUAGGACGAAAGUUCGAGCGGACGACAAAAGGACAAAUUAAAUUCUAUAUUGAAUUCUGUAAGAAGCAUCCUGAAAUUUCACAAAAGCGCUGGUAUGGAAAGAUUGCUCCUCUCCAUGUACAAGAGUUAUGGUCUCAGUUAGCAGAAAAACUUAACUCAAUGAAAGGUCCCACUAGGACUUUAAAAAAAUGGAAAGAAGCAUUUACCAUUUGGAAAAGUAUGGUACGUUACCGAGCACGUAAAAACGCAGCUCACACCGGUUCAAGGUAUCGUCGUGAAGACCUAUUGAAGUUAACGCAAUGUAAAAAACCUGAAAACCACGAAGUUCCUACAAAAAAACUACGCCAACCUGAGUUGAAGCCUUCAAAUGCGCCACACCCAACUGCAAUUAGUAAAGCUCAAAGUGAUGUUGAAUUUCCCUUCGAUUCAAUUUUCCUACCUAGCGAUGGUAUGCAUGGCAGCACUUCUUCAUCUUCAAGGUCGCCUUCUCCCGCUUCAGACCCUUUUAAAAAGAAAACUAAACAAACUAAAAAAUCUGUAAAUUUUCAAAGAGGGAAUUUUUCUGAAAUUUGUAACACGAUAAUCCAAAGCUUAGAAGAACGCAGAGAAAGGGAGGAAAUACUCUCCGUAAACCAACAAAAUGUUAUUACGAAAUUGGAUCAAACGUUGACUGAAAUGAAUCGGGUUUUGGAAAAAAUCAAUGGCAAAUUAUGAACACAAACAAUUAGGCAGGUUCCGCGAUUCACUUUCCAGUGAACUUCAACCAGUUACUUUGUAUUCAAAUUUAAUGGGUUUGAAAUUCACUCGGUGUAUCAUUUUCAUAUUUUGCAUUGAAAAUUAUAU
Molecule: messenger RNA, 1051 nt
Organism: Rhagoletis pomonella (apple maggot)
Lineage: Eukaryota; Metazoa; Arthropoda; Insecta; Diptera; Tephritidae
Exons: 4
Coding region: 188-922 (244 amino acids)
Source: RefSeq, a predicted model, not a curated record